AUGUCUGUCAAAAGCAUAUCUCCACCCCAGAGCCAGAUGAGUCCAAGUGCCGAUGCGGUCCAAGACAAUCUCAAUGUCCAAGAUCUGGAGUUGAUGGUGCAGUGGUGUACGAACACAUAUCGCUCCAUCUCUUACAACACCGAGGUCGAAAGUGUCUGGCAGACUGCAGUGACACGCGAAGCUAUGAAACAUCCGGCCUUGAUGCACGGUAUCCUUGCCUUGUCCGCCUUGCAUCUGGCCACCAUGACUGGAGGAAGCGUGACCGAACGGUACUCGAAGAUGGCAACAAUGCAUCAGGACCUCGCUCUUGGUGGGUUUAAGGAAUCAUUCGGAGAUCUCAAUCAGUCCAACUGCAAGGCCGCUUUUGCUUUGUGCAGUCUUAUGACUAUUUGCUCUCUGGCCUUUCCCCUCGCCGCCGACAAGAGCGACAAGCGUACUUCUUUGGAGGAUCUUUGCGAGGCCUUCAGGGUUGCGAAAAAUUCAAUGAAUGUUCUCGCCGACAUUGUUGAUUUGGUCGAGAACAGCGAGCUGAGACCGUUACUCGGGAAAGACGACUCCGGUCCGAAAAUGCCUGACACUUCGCGGCUUGCCAUAAUGUCCCUCGCCAUGACAAAUUCACGCCUAGCUACGCGUGAUCCUAGCCACGAAAAAGAGAUUUAUGAGUCCACCAUCGCACAACUUGGGGAGUCAUUGGAGAAACUCGCGCAGGGCCGAGAAGCCACCGUUGUCGCCUUUCAAUGGAUGUAUCACAUCCCAUCGACGUUUUUGGACCUUGUCAGAGAGCGACGCCCAUUCGCGCUGGUCAUCCUGGCUCAUUACGCCGUGAUUCUUCACUUUAUGCGCAGCCGAUGGUGGAUUGGUGAAUGGGGUUCCCCCGUCAUACAACAGAUCGGUCAACAUCUGGACAGUCAGUGGCAGCAAUCGAUCAGCUGGGUCGUGGAUGCCACCGGAUGCUAUAUUCCUUCAACUUGA
This is a messenger RNA of Aspergillus clavatus NRRL 1, 972 nucleotides long. RefSeq lists its product as uncharacterized. Gene Ontology annotation, molecular function: DNA-binding transcription activator activity, RNA polymerase II-specific. Lineage: Eukaryota; Fungi; Ascomycota; Eurotiomycetes; Eurotiales; Aspergillaceae. Bases 1 to 972 code for a protein of 323 amino acids. Gene Ontology annotation, biological process: regulation of transcription by RNA polymerase II. The record is from RefSeq and is a predicted model, not a curated record. The transcript has a single exon.